This is a messenger RNA of Cygnus olor (mute swan), 906 nucleotides long. RefSeq names its product feather keratin 1-like. Gene Ontology annotation, cellular component: intermediate filament. The record is from RefSeq and is a predicted model, not a curated record. The coding region runs from base 10 to 447 and encodes 145 amino acids. Gene Ontology annotation, molecular function: structural constituent of cytoskeleton. The transcript has 2 exons. NCBI's taxonomy places the organism in Eukaryota, Metazoa, Chordata, Aves, Anseriformes, Anatidae.
AAUGCUGUCAUGCGCAAAGGCUCUCUCGCCCCGCGGGCACUCGUGGACCAGCAUAAAACCGGCCCUGCGCCUCGCACCCUCACACACUCCUCCCGACGCCUUCUCCUCUGCGCCCAACAAGGGACCCUCCACACCACAGACAUGUCCUGCUACGACAUCUGCCGCCCCUGCGGACCCACCCCGCUGGCUAACAGCUGCAACGAGCCCUGUAUCAGGCAGUGCGAGGACUCCCACGUCGCCAUCCAGCCUCCCACCGUGGUGGUCACACUGCCAGGACCCAUCCUCAGCUCCUUCCCCCAGAACACCGCCGUUGGAUCCUCCGCAUCAGCUGCCGUGGGCAGCAACCUCAGCUCCCAGGGAGUGCCCAUCUCCUCCGGUGGCUUUGGAGGCUUUGGCCUUGGAGGCCUGGGCUGCUUCUCUGGCGGAAGAGCCUGCUACCCCUGCUAAGGACCCACACCAACACCCCUGACUGAAGCCUCCAACUCCAUGCAAGCCAGCUCUUCGACUGAGGACGCACCUCCGCGCUCUUCAUAGCGCACAGGCUCACCAGCCUCGGCUCUUCUUCUCAGGGCACUCCGCACUCUAGCAGGGAAGGGGGCCAGUCCAUGCUGCCUGGAAACAUGGCUGAUGGAUGGCCUACUCCUCUCUCACUUCCUUGUUCUCCUUCCACCGUCUUCCAUGUCCAGUACUCUCCACUGCAAUGGCUUACUCGCAGCCACAAACCCACCCGGCACCUCCCAUGUGCUGAUUCUAUUGCAGUGCAGGAAGACCUUGGGGCUCUGGGAAAAUCUGCUGUACCAUGGGACACAGGCUGAUGAUUGCACUACUUGCACCACAGAACAGGUCCCUUCUACUCUGCACGCCUUUGCACUCUUCUUUUCCACAAUAAAGUUCUCGUGCAUGUCA